Pieris rapae (cabbage white) is the source of this 2309-nucleotide messenger RNA. Its product is annotated as minor histocompatibility antigen H13. Gene Ontology annotation, biological process: membrane protein proteolysis. Gene Ontology annotation, cellular component: cytoplasmic side of endoplasmic reticulum membrane; membrane; lumenal side of endoplasmic reticulum membrane. Lineage: Eukaryota; Metazoa; Arthropoda; Insecta; Lepidoptera; Pieridae. The coding region runs from base 82 to 1176 and encodes 364 amino acids. The record is from RefSeq and is a predicted model, not a curated record. The transcript has 7 exons. Gene Ontology annotation, molecular function: aspartic endopeptidase activity, intramembrane cleaving.
CUUUGUUAUUUUACUGUCAAAGUUGUACCCGUAGGAGCAGGACGCGUAGCAGUACUUAGAAAACUUUAUUUUUAUAAUAAAAUGGCAGAAUCCGUGACAGAAAUACCGGUUAAUAUAGAAGAAAGUAUAAAAGAAACUUUACAAAAUGGAACAACCAAACCUUAUAUGAGUAUAGAAGGGGUGGCGGUCGCGUACUUAAGUUUGGUGGUCAUGGCAAUUUUACCCAUAUUUUUCGGAUCAUUUCGUUCAGUGAAAUAUCUUAAAGAGCAAAAGGAAUCUGGUGAGCGCCCUGAAACAAUGUCCAACCGUGAUGCACUCAUGUUCCCAGUGAUUGCCUCGUGUGCUUUAUUUGGUCUCUACAUAUUCUUCCAGUUCUUUUCCAAGGAGUAUAUAAACCUGCUUCUUACGGGUUACUUCUUUUUCUUAGGAGUAUUGGCACUUAGUCAUUUACUAAGCCCAAUCAUAUCAGUAAUGAUGCCAGCAUCAGUUUCAAAAGUGCCCUACCACAUAUUAUUUACGCGAGGUGAUCGUGAUGUGGUCAACUAUAAGUUCACCUCUUAUGAUGUUAUAUGUCUGGUUAUUUCUUUCGUUUUCGGCCUCUGGUAUUUACAUAAGAAGCACUGGAUCGCAAACAAUCUGUUUGGUAUUGCAUUUGCAAUCAAUGGAGUCGAGCUUUUGCAUCUGAACAAUGUCGUGACUGGCUGUAUUUUAUUGUCUGGACUUUUUUUGUAUGACAUUUUCUGGGUGUUUGGUACAAACGUGAUGGUCACAGUUGCCAAGUCCUUUGAAGCGCCCAUCAAAUUGGUUUUCCCACAAGAUAUUUUCGUGAACGGUUUCAAUGCCAGCAACUUUGCCAUGCUGGGUCUGGGAGAUAUUGUGGUGCCUGGUAUCUUCAUUGCUCUGCUUUUGCGCUUCGACAAAAGUCUUAAACGCAAUUCGGAAUUCUACUUCAGAGCUACGUUCACAGCCUACAUCGUAGGAUUAUUGGCAACGAUCGUGGUAAUGCACGUGUUUAAACACGCACAACCCGCUUUGCUCUAUCUGGUACCGGCCUGUCUCGCAACACCCCUUACUCUUGCGUUACUCAAAGGAGAUAUCAAUGCUUUGUUCAACUAUGAAGACCAACCCGCAAUCGAAGAGAAAGCAGACGCGAGUAAGACAAAGAAAUCUGAAUAAUGUAGAUUUAAAUAUUUCGUCAAGCACAAAUUUAUUACACACCAUGGUUAUUAAAAGUUAGGGACCAUGAUUGGCAAAAUUUUCAAAUACACGGCUAUAACCUCUUUUACCUUUUAGAUCUCAAAUUGUAUCUUAUAAAAAUCUAAGCUGUUUAAAAUAACGUCGGCAUACAUUCCCUUCAUUAUGCUGUUAAAGUACUUUAUUACGCCUCAUCCUUAAAUGUUUUAUUUGGCUUAAGGCGUAAGGUAUUUCUUAGAAACAACUUAGAAAUGUGAGACCAGAAGCCAUAAAGGCUACUAGAUAAUAUUUAUCUGUGAUAAUUUGUGUUGUUUAAAUGGCAGUAUCUACAAGACGUACGCGUACGUUAGUAUACGUACGUAUGUACGCGUAUGUGCGUAUACUUGGGCGAUCUGUACCAUGAGUAUGUCAGAGUAUUAAACGCAACGGUAAAGCAAAACUACAAACAUUUUCUUGGCGUUUCCAUUUGUUUUAAUUUUCCAUUGCGCGAUAAUUAUAAAGCCGUGUAUUUUUUCAAAUUAGAUAUUUGAUCUUCCCGUAUCUUCCAUUGGUGGUACUUUGAAACUUGUAUAAAUAUUAAUAUUUAGCCAAAUGCAAUUAGUUAUUGUUAACCUUAACGUGUUGCCUCUCAAAAUUAUUUUUAUAUUUUGCACCAUGUAAAUAUAUUUUCUUAUAAACUACAAAUUAGGUUGUUGUUCGAGAAUUUACAAGUGUAUUUUACAAAUAAAUUAUCUCUUUAUUUUAUAAGUUCUUUUGCUUGUUCCUUUUUAAUCUGUAUUUUUUUAUUAUAUAUAGGCAGUUUAGAAGAUGCUGCUAUUUUUCUUAAAUACUUUUGUUCUUAUCGUAUUCUAAGAUUUCAUUGGUACAUUUUACGGAUUGUUCUUCAUAAUUUUCUUCUAAUCUGCUAAUGCUAACUUAAGGAGACAAAAAACAAUUGUAGAGUUUCUAUUUCAUUGUUAAAAAGCGAAAUGAAUCUUAAUACGAUAAAAUUUAUUCUUAUUUCUUUACUGCCUAUAGUUUAUUGGUAAGUUUUACGUCAUAAUAUGAAUUUCUAUCGAAUUUAUAUACGACAAUUGACAACAAUGUCUGGGCUAAGUAAUAAAUAUUAAAAAAUA